Molecule: messenger RNA, 2293 nt
Organism: Diprion similis
Lineage: Eukaryota; Metazoa; Arthropoda; Insecta; Hymenoptera; Diprionidae
Product: coiled-coil domain-containing protein 63-like
Exons: 6
Coding region: 270-1910 (546 amino acids)
Source: RefSeq, a predicted model, not a curated record
UGGGAUGCGCUUACGUCACCUUUCGUGUAACGCUGAUCUCUCGAGUCAGAAGACCAAACAAAACCGGGGAAACUUUCUACUAUCUACUACCGAUUUCGAACUCUGUUUUGUAGUGUGGAAACAAAAGGAUAACUAAGAAACCCGGGGAGUUCGGUGAUCUUGAUUGUUCUGGCAAAAUCUUCGCUCGAUCGUCGUCACUCCCCGUUCAGGAUCCGAGAACGGAACGGAUAUUCUGUUCCGACAAGAAAUAUCGGUAAAAAGAAAGCACGAUGGCGUUCAGGUCGCAACCUGUGCAAGAGGAGGUGGAGCUGGAGGUUCUCGCCGAAACGGAACUGUCCAGGUUGAAACGGCAGUAUCGAAUAAUGGAAAAUGACAGAGCGACUUACGCGGAGGAUGCGAGGCUGCAGCUGAGGAAUCAGCAGAAUAUGAUAAAUCAGCUCGAGAUUGAAAAGGCGGAGUUGAUGCUCGGUAUCAAAACCGCGACGUCGGGCGCCAACAGCAAAAAAGACGAAGCCAUGGGAGAGAAACUCAAGUGUCUGCUCGCCACUCGUACGAAAUACAAAGAAACCAUCGAUAACGAAAGGCAGCAAAUAAACGAACUCGAGGAGCAAAUACUCAAGGUCUCGCGAGAAGUGACGCGAAUGAAGAUGAUCGUGCAAACGGAUAGCCAGUCGAAAGAGCUGGCUGUAAAGCGUAACCGAAUGGUAAACAUCCUGGAGAACCGUUUAGAAGUAGCGACGAAGAGGUUCAACAUGAUCGUUACGGAUAACAAGAGAUUUAGAGAAGAGAUCUCCUCGCUUCUGACCGAGAGGCAGCAAUUUAACGUGCUCUGGCUAAAGCUAAUUGGCCAGUUAAACACUGGAAAACAAGUAAUCAACGAUCUUAUAGAACAGGCAACCGUUACCUUCAAUAUGAGGGACGAAGAAUUGAACAAAUUGCACGCGCUGCGCGAGAGGGGUGCAAGGGACCUCAAAUCCCACACUUCGGAGAUGUGCGAGCUCCAGCGAACGCUCGACAACGAAUGGAAGCUGCAGGAAUUUCUGGGGGUGAAAGGACAAUACCGUGACACGGGUGAUCUGAACACAAAAAAGGAUGCGAAACGGCAAAACAGACACGAUGAAAUGCAGAAGAAAGUCGCCGAUUACACUCACAUCCUCGAACUCAUCAAGCAAUUCACUGGGGAGCAAGAGAUCGACAGACUGAUGACGCACUUCGUCAAACAAGAGGAGGAAAACUUCGCCCUGUUCAGCUACGUGAACGAGCUGAAUGACGAACUGGAGGGUCUUCAGGCCAGGGUGGGUCAGCUGCGAGUCGCCAUUGACGAGGCACGAGCCCUCAAUACACACAGAAGUGAACAGCAGGCACAAACCCUCGACAGGAUAGCGAAGCAGCUGGAGGAACAGACUUCCGUCGCAGCCACCGCGGAGAAGAGUUUGGCCGAGUGCAACGACGUGAUCGAGAAACUCCUCCGUGGAAUCGAGGCGCUGUUCCGUGCGGUCAGGUGCGACAAUUCGCCCAUCCUCGAACUCCUUGGCGACAAUUCUCACGUGACGACGAACAACGUUAUGCUCUAUCUGGGGAUCAUCGAGAAACGAAUCACCGACCUCUUCAAUCAAGUUCACUGGGUCGACAAGGCCAGGAAGGCCCCGAGUCGACUUGACGAAUCCAAAAAACCCCGGCUCAAAGUUCCCGUCUUAUCCCAAAUUGCUCCAACGCAACCUUGUGCUCUGUGCGUGGAGAAGGAGGAAUUACAGAACGUUUCGGAAGGUCUUGAGGCUCCGCUAACGAGGCAAGAAGCGACCGUAAAACUCCAACAACGUUUGGAGGAUGAUUUCAGCGAACUUUUGCACAAUGUAUCCGGCUGUCAUCUGCCAGCCGCAAGAAAGAUUAUGCAAAGGCGUUACCAAUAGGCGAACGCUGAAAAGAAUUUUUAAUGUUCUUCGAGUAAAACUAGCAAGUAAAUUAAUGCAACGAUGAUAAUACCCACUCAAUCAUGAUUCGGUGUUCGAUGUACGAACCUUGGAUUUUUCUGAGAAGUAUAUUUCCUUUUUUUAAUUCUUACUGUGGCUUUUGUUUUUUAAUACUCUUUAUUCUGACGAGAAAUUUUUUUUUCAUAGAAUAACAAGUAAUUUUGUUUUUACACUGUAGUGCGACACAGUUUUGCACGAUCAAUACAUGCGAAAAUUCAGACCAAGUUAGUACUUAUGACUUUUAUCACGCACGCUAAUCUCAAGUGAGGCUUUCAUACACAUGUGACGUAAAUGUGCGUUUAUAUUCAUAUUCUUCGCGAAAC